Molecule: messenger RNA, 3384 nt
Organism: Gossypium raimondii (Peruvian cotton)
Lineage: Eukaryota; Viridiplantae; Streptophyta; Magnoliopsida; Malvales; Malvaceae
Product: leucine-rich repeat receptor-like serine/threonine-protein kinase BAM1
Exons: 2
Coding region: 121-3162 (1013 amino acids)
Biological process (GO): protein phosphorylation; hormone-mediated signaling pathway
Cellular component (GO): plasma membrane
Molecular function (GO): protein binding; protein kinase activity; ATP binding
Source: RefSeq, a predicted model, not a curated record
UUAGCCGUAACCAAACAAAUAAAAUCACCCAUCUUCUCAUCUUCUUCUUCACCCAUCUUCUUUCCCUUCCCUCCAUUUCCUCCCAAAUCCAUUACGGGGAGAGAAAAGAAAAGAGAAACAAUGAGCUGGCUCCUCUGCCUACUACUGUUUCUUCUCCUCCACAUUUCCCACUGCUCUGCCGCACGAACCGUGUCGGAGUUUCAGGCGCUUUUGGCUGUUAAAUCCUCCAUUACCGACGACCCUCAAUCAUAUCUCUCCAAUUGGAAUGCAACCACUCCGCUUUGCUCAUUUACUGGCGUCACCUGCGACUACACCGGUCGUCACGUGACAUCCCUCAACUUAAGUUACUUCAACCUCUCCGGAACUCUUUCUCCUUCGUUUUCCCACCUCCAAUUCCUCCAAAACUUUUCCCUCGCUGCCAACCAACUUUACGGUCCGAUUCCGACGGAACUUGCGGCCCUCUCCGCUCUCCGUUACCUCAACCUUUCCAACAAUGUUUUCAACGGUUCUUUCCCCACCCAACUUUCCCAACUCAAAAAUCUCCAAGUCCUCGAUUUGUACAACAACAACAUGACGGGAGAGUUGCCGAUUUCCGUCACCGACCUUCCUAACUUACGCCACUUGCAUUUGGGAGGGAACUUUUUCACUGGUCAGAUCCCGGCAAGUUACGGUCGUUGGGAGCAUCUUGAGUAUUUGGCCGUUUCAGGUAACGAACUCGGCGGUAGAAUCCCACCGGAAAUCGGUAACUUGAAAAAGCUGAAGGAGUUGUACAUUGGUUAUUACAAUAGUUUUGAAGGUGGUUUGCCACCCGAGAUCGGGAACUUGUCGGAACUCGUCCGUUUCGACGCUGCGAACUGCAUGCUAUCAGGCGAAAUACCACCGGAAAUCGGCAAGUUGCAGAAGCUUGAUACAUUGUUUCUCCAAGUCAAUGCACUCUCUGGUUCAUUAACUCCCGAGCUGGGAACCUUGGAAAGCUUGAAAUCCAUGGAUUUAUCGAACAAUAUGCUAGCCGGAGAGAUUCCAGAGAGUUUCGCGGACCUCAAAAACUUGACUCUUCUUAAUCUUUUCAGAAACAAGCUUCACGGGCAGAUUCCUGAGUUCAUAGGUGAGUUGCCCGAGUUGGAGGUUCUACAAUUAUGGGAAAAUAACUUCACCGGAAAUAUUCCUCAGACGUUGGGAAGUAAUAGAAAGCUUCAGCUUCUCGACCUUUCGUCGAAUAAGUUAACGGGGAUUUUGCCGCCGGAUAUGUGUUCCGGCAACACGUUGCAUACGUUGAUUACUUUGGGGAAUUUCUUGUUCGGUUCAAUUCCAGAAUCGUUGGGGAAAUGUGAAUCGCUCAGUCGGAUUCGAAUGGGGGAAAAUUUUCUCAACGGAUCAAUCCCAAAAGGCCUUUUCGGGUUACCUAAGCUUACUCAAGUUGAGCUGCAAGAUAACUAUUUAACUGGGGAGUUUCCAGUUACUGAUUCUUCCAUUUCACUGAACCUUGGGCAAAUUAGUUUAUCAAACAAUCGCCUUUCGGGGCCUUUACCAGCAACUGUCGGUAACUUCUCAGGCGUUCAGAAGCUGCUUCUUGAUGGGAAUAAGUUUUCAGGACCAAUCCCAGCUGAGAUUGGCAACUUGCAACAACUUUCAAAGAUGGAUUUUAGCCAUAACAAGUUUUCAGGCCCUGUUGCUCCGGGAAUUAGUAAAUGCAAGCUGUUAACCUUUGUUGAUCUUAGUCGAAACGAGCUUUCGGGUGAGAUUCCUACUGAGAUCACAGGUAUGAGGAUAUUAAACUACCUGAAUCUGUCAAGAAAUCAUCUUAUUGGUAGCAUUCCUUCAUCAAUAUCUACCAUGCAAAGUUUAACUUCAGUUGAUUUCUCGUAUAACAAUCUUUCGGGUUUGGUUCCGAGCACCGGUCAGUUUAGCUACUUCAACUACACCUCAUUUUUGGGGAACCCUCAACUUUGUGGCCCUUAUUUAGGGCCUUGCAAAGAUUGGGUUACUAAUGGAACUCAUCAAAGUCAUGUUAAAGGUGGACUCUCUGCUUCUUUGAAGCUUUUGCUUGUCAUUGGGUUGCUUGUCUGCUCGAUCUUGUUUGCAGUCGCGGCUAUAAUCAAGGCAAGAUCCUUGAAAAAGGCGAGUGAUUCUCGGGCUUGGAAGUUAACUGCUUUCCAGCGCUUGGAUUUUACUUGUGAUGAUGUUUUGGAUUGUCUGAAGGAGGGUAAUAUAAUCGGCAAAGGAGGUGCCGGGAUUGUUUACAAGGGAAUUGUGCCUAAUGGCAAUCAGGUUGCAGUUAAAAGGUUACCAGCAAUGAGCCUAGGGUCUUCUCAUGAUCAUGGAUUCAAUGCUGAGAUACAAACGUUGGGCAAGAUUAGGCACAGGCACAUUGUGAGAUUGUUGGGUUUUUGCUCAAAUCAUGAGACAAAUCUUUUGGUUUAUGAGUAUAUGCCCAAUGGUAGUUUGGGAGAGGUUCUUCAUGGGAAGAAAGGGGGUCAUUUGCACUGGGAUACCAGAUAUAAGAUUGCAGUUGAAGCUGCUAAGGGGCUUUGCUACCUUCAUCAUGAUUGUUCCCCUUUGAUAGUCCAUCGAGAUGUGAAAUCGAACAACAUCCUCCUGGACUCGGAUUUUGAAGCACAUGUUGCUGAUUUUGGCCUUGCCAAAUUUCUGCAAGAUUCCGGCACUUCUGAAUGCAUGUCUGCUAUAGCUGGUUCAUAUGGAUACAUCGCUCCAGAGUAUGCCUACACGCUUAAGGUGGAUGAGAAGAGUGAUGUGUAUAGCUUUGGUGUAGUCCUCUUAGAACUUGUUAGUGGCAGAAAACCAGUAGGUGAAUUUGGUGAUGGUGUGGACAUUGUUCAAUGGGUCCGAAAAAUGACGAAUUCAAAGAAAGAAGGAGUUCUGAAAAUCCUCGACCCAAGACUCCCGUCAGUACCCCUCCACGAAGUAAUGCAUGUAUUCUAUGUAGCAAUGCUGUGUGUUGAAGAACAGGCUGUGGAGAGGCCAACAAUGAGGGAAGUUGUUCAAAUUCUAACAGAACUCCCGAAAGCAUCAGACUCAAAGCAACGAGACCCCACAGUAACAGAGUCCUCACAUUCACCAACCUCAACUUUAGAGUCUCCUAAUAAUGCCACAACAAAGGACCCAAUGCCUCAAUCACCAACGCCCGAUCUUCUUAGCAUUUAAAGCCCUGUUUGUUUUUCUUCUUGGAGGAAUUGGCUUGUGCUCUAAGUUUCAUGAACUACGCUAGUUUGUUGCUUUGAUUUCUUUUAUUAAUCUUGGGCUGGAGUUUGCUCUAACUUUAAGGUGUUUGUUUUAAGGUUUUUCUUCCUUAUUUUGUACAGUAGGAGGAUUGGUGGGGGGUAAUUUCUUUAUUUUUUUUUUCAUAUAAAAGUUUGUCUUCAUCAA